GCUCUUCACAAUAGAGAGAGAGAGAGAAAGAAAGAAAGUAGUGCAGAGUAAGAGAUUGAGCAAGCGAGAGAGAGAGUGAGAGAGAGAGAAAGAGCGAUAUUUAUCUUCUUCUUAUCAAGUGGUUUUUCAUCCAUCUUUGCCUUAUCAAAGUCAUAUUAGCACUUCAGUAAAACGUUACUGUGAAAGAAAAAGAGUGGCCAAGUGGGCAGAGUCUCGAGUGAGAGCAUCGGCAUAUAUGGAAACCGAAGUAGGAGCUUUUUCCUUCCAAGAACAGAACCAGGCAACCCUGAAUCCAAGACCCAGAUACCUAGACAUGAUCUCUUCCUGGCUAGACCAAGAUGACAUUUACAACCCUACUUUUCCCCAAGAGGUUGAAAUGCUCAACGAUCCUUUGUUCCAAUUCAUAACCUCAGAUCUUGAGUCCAAUCUAUUCUCCCACCCACCAAGACCAGACACCGACGAAUCACUUGUGCACUUGCAUGACUUCGAUCCCCAGCCCAGCCCUGAAAGCGUCCAAAGUGUCGAUACGAAACUGACCCAGAACCAAAUGUUAGUAGACGUGUGCGACGCAUUUCUAGAUAGCGACUAUCUCGGAUUAAUUGCACCGGCGGAGAGUCAAGGUAGCAUCGACGAUCAUGUCUUUCAGUCCAUAAUGGAUUCAACGACGCCAACGCUUGUGGAUUCAGUGGAGGUUGACACUCCUCAACCAAUUAACACUAAUGCUGUUGAUAAUGCAACGACGACGGAACCUCAACCUUACGUUGAAGAAGACGAUGAGGAAGCAACGGAUGAUGACCCAAAGCCAGGUGUGCCGAGUUGUAAGAAUUUGAUUUCGGAAAGGAACAGAAGGAAGAGACUGAGCCAGCAAUUGCUUGCUCUUCGUGCUCUUGUUCCAAAUAUUACUAAGAUGGACAAAAGAUCAGUGUUAGUGGACGCUCUAUCGUAUCUGAAGGGCAUUCACGAAGAAAUUGCACGGCUUCAAAAGGGGGUUAAACAACAACAGCAACCCAAAACGUUGAACAACUUGCCGGAGACAUGGCCGGAUAACCCAACCUCAAUUCCCCGCACCCGGCGGCGGGGGUCAGCUUCCAACGCCACUUCGAGGACCAAACCCCAUAUUAUCGAGAUGGAGACAGAAAAAAUGGAGGAUCGGAGAUUUAUUGUGAAGAUAACGUGCAAGGGUGGCAGUGGUGCGGGAGGAGAAGUUUUAAGAGUGAUGGAGUCACUCGGUUUCGAGAUUACUUACACUUCACUCGAGAGGAUCAAGCCACAAUUUAUUCAAACCACGGUUUUCUUUAGGGUAAGAAAACCCGUGAAGAUGACGGAGGAAAAGCUAAAAAAUUAUAUUGCAAGCACGGCUUUGAAAUCAGGUCUGAGCAUUCAGAAACACUGACGGAGAAGGUAAUUAAUAGCCAUGAUUAAUUUCAGAUGAGAUGGUAUAACAAUCAAUUUGCAGGUAAUUAAUAGCCAUGAUUAAACUAAUGGUAACAGUAGCUUUCAUGGGACCACGUGAUGGAGUCAGACAUAUCACGUGAUUGUAUCUUUAUAUAUAUGGCAUUCUAGGACUUGGGACUCUUUUUUCCAUGAUGAUGUGGUCACUGUAAUAAGAAAGAUGUUUGUACUUGAAUUUCUUCCAUUAUUAGUCUUUAGUCUACAAGAAACAGAAGGGAUGUAUUAUCAAAGCCCAUUUUCGCUUGUAUUCAGAACCCGUUCUCUUCUAAUAAUCGAUUUGCAGCUUCGUCUUUUUUGUAAA
This is a messenger RNA of Nelumbo nucifera (sacred lotus), 1753 nucleotides long. RefSeq lists its product as uncharacterized. The record is from RefSeq and is a predicted model, not a curated record. Gene Ontology annotation, biological process: regulation of DNA-templated transcription. Gene Ontology annotation, cellular component: nucleus. Lineage: Eukaryota; Viridiplantae; Streptophyta; Magnoliopsida; Proteales; Nelumbonaceae. Gene Ontology annotation, molecular function: DNA-binding transcription factor activity; sequence-specific DNA binding; protein dimerization activity.